Messenger RNA from Trametes versicolor FP-101664 SS1, 1641 nucleotides. Its product is annotated as cytochrome P450. Lineage: Eukaryota; Fungi; Basidiomycota; Agaricomycetes; Polyporales; Polyporaceae. Gene Ontology annotation, molecular function: oxidoreductase activity, acting on paired donors, with incorporation or reduction of molecular oxygen; iron ion binding; heme binding. The record is from RefSeq and is a predicted model, not a curated record. The transcript has 12 exons. The coding region runs from base 1 to 1641 and encodes 546 amino acids.
AUGGUACACCUCACCGAUGCACUGUCAUGGAUACUCGGAGCCAUAGUCGUACGUAUCGUAUGGCGUAACUGCAUCAGUGUGUAUAUAUCUCCUCUGCGCACCCUCCGCGGCCCUCCAUGCCCUAGUCCGUUCUACGGGCAUGUACGCCAGAUUUUUAGAGCCGGGAACUCCCACAUCACUGUGCAGAUGGUAAAGGAGCAUGGGAGAAAUGUGUUCUGUCGAUGGUUGUUCAUGGUCCCGUGUUUGUGGACAACGGAUCCCCAAGCCAUACGGCAUGUCUUGCAAUCAGGCAUCUAUACCAAGCCUUGGGAGUUCCGAAUACCUGCCGCGCGUGUUGUCGGUAACAGCGUUUUGGUAGCUGAAGGUUUGCGUUUUGACCUUCUUGAAAUAUCUAACACUGAUAUUCAUCACAUUAACCCAGCAUUCGGCCCGGCCCAAAUACGAGAGCUAGUGCAGAUAUUCGUCGAAAAAUCCGCCCAGCUGAGAGACGUUUGGGUAGCCGAAAUUGCUGCACAAGGCGGGUGUGCUCGCGUAGAUGUCGUGAACGACCUGAAGAAGAUGACCCUCGACGUGAUCGGCCUCGCAGGGUUCGGCUACGAACUGAACUCUCUCAGUACGACCGAGAAGCCGAACGAGCUCGCACGGGCGUUUCAUCAUAUCUUCAAUGCUACGCCGCCAGUGUCUAUCUAUCGCAUAACCAUGGAUUUCCUUCCAUUUCUGGAUUUUUUCCCUGAUGAACGCACAAAGACGAUCAGGGAAGCGCACGUCGUCAUGCGCCGCAUCGGAACUGAGCUCGUGCGCGACAAGAAAGCUGCGGUCAUGCGCGAACUGAACGACCAGAACGGCGGUGUGGAGAAGAAAGACGUGCUCGGUCGAGACCUGCUGUCGCUCCUCAUCAAGGCGAACAUGGCGACGAACAUCCCAGAAAACCAGCGCCUUACGGACGAGGAGGUCCUUGCACAAAUACCGACGUUCCUCGUGGCCGGGCACGAAACCACCAGCACGGCAGCAGCAUGGUGCCUCUACGCCCUCGCGCAGAACCCCCGCGCGCAGCAGAAACUCCGCGAGGAACUGCUCAACGCGCAGACGGAGUCCCCAUCCGCAGAUGAGCUCGCGGCGCUCCCGUACCUUGACAACGUCGUGCGCGAGUCGUUGCGACUACACGCCCCCGUCGCCUUCAUGCUGCGCGGGGCGGAGCAGGACAAUGUCAUACCAACUAGUGCGCCGUUCGUCGACCGCAAUGGGAUGACUCAGAAUGGGAUCCGUGUCGGGAAGGGGAACCGCGUCAUCAUGUCCAUCCUCGCGCUGAACCAUUCCACUGAGUUAUGGGGCGACGAUGCGCUCGAAUUUAGACCAGAGCGCUGGGAGAACCCCCCUGCAGACAUCUCGAACAUCCCCGGUGUCUGGGGCCACAUGCUCACGUUCUCCGGCGGUCCGCACGCGUGCAUCGGCUUCCGCUUCUCCGUCGCAGAACUCAAGGCCCUCAUAUUCACGCUUGUGCGCGCACUCACGUUCGAGUUCGCGGCGGACCCGGAGGACGUCACCAGCGUCGGCAUGUUCACACAGCGGCCGGCGUUGCGCAGCGAGGUCAAGAAGGGCGCGCAGCUGCCUUUCUUCAUACGUUCAUACGUCCCCGCCUAA